This is a messenger RNA of Thermochaetoides thermophila DSM 1495, 855 nucleotides long. RefSeq lists its product as uncharacterized. Lineage: Eukaryota; Fungi; Ascomycota; Sordariomycetes; Sordariales; Chaetomiaceae. The transcript has 3 exons. Bases 1 to 855 code for a protein of 284 amino acids. The record is from RefSeq and is a predicted model, not a curated record.
AUGGUCACUAUUAUCAAGGCCUUCCCUAACCUCAAGGCAUUGAAUUACAGCCUGCCAUCUAAGUUACGGCCAAGAGACCUGGAAAAGCUCCAAAAGUAUGUUCCUCCUAGCCUUCGGAUCUUAGCCAUCUACAAGCUUGGCACUGGUUGGAGGAAGAAUCAGAUCAGGAACAUUGCCGACCUGUUCCCUGAGAUAGACUCUCUUUUCAUCGAAGGGACACUUGAGCCUGGACUACAGAUCCGUGAACUUGCAGAUCUCUUCUCUCGGCACAUCAGGUUGCGGCGCCUCGUGCUUACUGCCCAGUACUGGACACCGUUGAGAAAGCACAAUUAUUGCGCACUCUCAAACCAGCAACUGAAUGGAUUCUAUGAUGCCUGGAAAGCCGAGGCUGCCAGAUUCUUCACGGUCAUCCCAAAUCUUAAAGAAUUUAUCAUUGGCCGCCAGGUCGAUUUGAAGGCGUGCGUUUUUCAAAAGACCGAAGCCAACAACCUUCCACAGCCUGGUGAGGAUCCUGGCUUCCAGUUAGUCGGGGAAUAUACCGAUCCUAGGCCAGCAGCUAGACUCAACAUGCCGCCCAUCGGUGCAGUUGACUCCUGGAGAUGGGACCGGCACGAUGGCAGACGGGGCUGGCCGGGAGAUGACAAGAUUCUGGCCCGGCCAGAUGAGUCGGUUGACGCUGGAUCCAUGGCAGUCCAGCGCGUCAAUCGGGGCGUGACCCCAGCCGGAACGUGGGGCCCGGCUUCGCUUUGGGUCAUGCUGAACUAUCCAGACAUGACCUUGGAUCACUGUGAGACGACCUUCUGGGUAGCCGAGUGGUUGCGCCUCGUCAGAGACCCCCAGUUCAUGAAGGACUAG